AGCGUGUCUAGAGAAAGGAAAACGAAACUAUUCUGCCCUUUCGUGCUGUUUCUCGUGUUAAGAAACUGUAACUGCAGACUUUCUUUGCGUUUUUAAUAGGCUUAAUUCAUAAUUUCACAUUGUAACGUCUGGUAUAAGUAUCUUGAAUGGUAGGGCUACUGGGCUACUAGAUGUCCCUUUGAAAUUGAGAAGCGCUCGUGCGGUAUGUAAAAAAAUGUUUUUGGGGGGGAUGGUAAAAUACAUAGAAUUUUGAGAAAUAUAGCCAACUAGUUGAAUUACUUUUGUAUUUUGAUAGAACGUAACUGUUUAUCUCUAAAUUGUUUGAAGUGUAGUCAACUUCUGACCCCGGCAGCGCGCCCGCGGACCUCAAGAUAUCUGCCUUUCAAAGGUGACUGAAACCGACUCUCCUUUCUGCCGCCUUCAGGCCAGGUGGUGAGGUAGUAACUCUGUAUUUUAUCCCGCGAACUUUCAGGUGCUGACUGCCACUUUGCAAUCAUUGCCCACCCGGCUGUUCUGCCAGACUGUGUUGUUGCAUCAGUAUCCAACACAGAGACACAUCCUCCUAUCUGCUGCGUAACAGGCGGCCCUGGUCCCCCCUCAACCUGCCCCCUGCGCUAUGAGCAGAGGACGAGGAGGGCCCCCCAUAGAGCAUUACCACCGACCCCCUCUCCCCCAACUACAGGCUAAGCAACAAUACUACAGAGCUGGACCCCUGGGAUUUCACCCCAGAGCCUCCCCGCAACAGGCCCCACACCCAAACGUCCAUUCAUACCUGGGCCCAGUUCCCCCUCUAGUACCACCCAGUGCUCACUCUCAGCCUCUCUACCCCUCUGCCCCUCCCCCACCCGGUCACAGCCCAGGCCUGAGUCAGCAGAGCUCUUGUCCCAGUGGUCCUAACUCCUUCAGGCAGCAGCAGGUCCACUUCCUGAGGGGACAGAACACUGAGGCUCCCCAGUUUAGGGUGAGCCCCAGAGGAGGGGCGCAGAGCUUGGGUCGAGGGGGACCGAACGGACUCUACAACGAAUCAAACCAGGCCCAGGCAGGGUACAGCAGAUACUCCCAAAACAGCUGUAGGGGGAGAGGGGGAUACAGCAGCGAGCGAGGCAGAGGGAACGGUAGGGACUUUGGGUACCCGCCCAGUCAGGGACCCCCUAGAGGACCAACCGGCCCUAGAUUCUGGAACCAGAAGCAGACUUCAACACAAAAGCAAGGCUUCAACAGACAGUGGAGCCUUCAUGCAGACUGUGCUGACGGGCCGUCUUUCUCAGAAGGCUUUCAGAGUUUAUCCUUAGACAGAGAGAGGUCCUACAGAGGAAGAGUUGACCGAGGCGACAGCUUUGACAAAGCUUCUGUUGGUAGUAGUAAUAAUUCAAACAACAAGAGUGUCCCUACAUUUCAGCCACCCGACAUCCGAGAGCAAGUUUUGCAAGCCUUGGCAGAUUUGAGCCCCGGUGAGAAGCUACAAGCAAAGUGUUUGGCGAAAACGCUGCGGUUGCCCAAAAAGUUUAUCAACCAGGCCCUUUACGGGCUCGAGCGUGAUAAGAAAGCUUCAAAACACGGUGAAAGUCCUCCAGAGUGGACUGUCUACGUAGAACCACAGGAAGAACCGGAAAGUAGAGAUUCUGAUCCGGAAAGCCCACGUUCCCAACCAAGGGAACAUUCUGUGGAAAGGCCUUCGGAAGAAGAUUGCUCUCACUUCCUGCCUGUGAAGGAGGAGGAGGACGUUGUCAUCGAGGCUGAGAUCCAGCAAAUUGAAGCGCAGUGUCCUGAGGGCGACAAAGAAGAAGAUUACUACGUAGAAUCUGAUUCACACUCCUCUUCCUCAGAACCAUCUGAGUCAUAUCGGCAACAUUCCCAGUCCCAAACCCAACAACCCAGUAUCAACAGCAGCAGUAACGAAGAGCUUGACCUAGACCUUGACGAGAGCGACAUGGCGGACUGCGGCAGUAAUCAGAAGGAGUUGAUCCUGCAGUAUCUGCUGGAGGCCGGGGAGGCCACGGCCCUGGUGAUCUCCAAGAACCUGGGCCUGAGGGGCGCCAAGCAGGUCAACCCCACCCUAUACGCCAUGGAGAAGCAGGGCGACGUGAGCCGCAACGCAGAGGUGACCCCUCACAUCUGGGAGCUAUCUGUCCAUCGCAGGGAGAGGAUGGAGAGGAGCCUCAAGGCCGAGCGCAGCGCCCCUGCAAAGGUCGAAGGAGUGGGGUCCGGAUUCCAGGCGGUGCCACCCGGAUUGGAGUGUCUAGAGGCCAACGCUGAGGCGGAGGACGAGUCGAACGGAGGGCAGUGGGCGACCGACGAUAUCCCCGAAUUCCUCAACGCCAUCAGCCGGGAUGGAGGGGGGACAGUAGCAGUCUCCCUGGCAGCGCCCCCACCUCAGAACCUCCGUGCCAAACUCCAGGAGGUGAGGGCCAAGAACCCCGUCAGCGGCCUGAUGGAGUUUGCCCAGUACCAGGGACACAAUUGCGAGUUCCUGCUCCUCGACCAAUCAGGGCCCUCACAUGAUCCCAGAUUCCGUAUGCAGGUCAUGCUGGAUGGCAGGUUGUUUCCUGUUGCUGAGGCAUCUAAUAAAAAGGUGGCUAAGAAAGAUGCUGCCGCAGCAACCCUCAGGAUUCUGCUGCGUGAGAUAGAGGGGGGAGGGGCUGAGGAGGGGCUCACUGCAGGGGUGGACCAGGCCGUGGACCCCACCUCUGACGUCCCUGAGGUGGUGGAGGGUCCGCCCCAGGCCCUGUCCCGUUCCCUGCCGGGGGGUAAGAACCCCGUGUCCAUGCUGAUGGAAUACAGUCAGCGCACUGGAAACCCCAUCGAGUUCAUCAACACUGGACAGGAGGGCCCACCUCACGACCCACGGUUCAUGUUCAGGGUGAAGAUCGGGGAAAGCCUGUGUGCUGAGAGCUCAGCCCCCAGUAAGAAGGCUGCCAGGCAGCUGGCUGCAGAGGAGGCAGUCAAGGAGUUAAUGGCCGACGGGAGACUGCAGCUCAACAAGCCCCAGUUUCCCCUGUGUCUGUCUGGUGAUGAAGGGGGCUUCAUGCCCGCUUGCCCCUCCCUGCCCCCGCUGACAGAGGAGGAGCUGCGUUCUGCCCACGAGGCGGGGGUUGGUGACCUCAUCAGCCACCUAAACAACAACGCUGUGUCAGGUCUGCUGGAGUACGCCCGGGCCAGGGGCUUCGCUGCAGAGAUACGACUGGUUGGGCAGUCAGGACCACCGCACGAGCCCAAGUUUACCUACCAGGCUAAACUAGGGGGUCGCUGGUUCCCUCCUGUCUGUGCUUCUAAUAAGAAGCAAGGGAAACAGGAAGCAGCUGAUGCAGCUCUGAGGGUUCUGAUUGGAGAGGCAGAGAAGGCUGCCCGCACCGGGGAACUAACCCCUGCAGAGCUGCCACUGAGUGGUGGGACAAUCCAUGACCAGAUCGCCAUGUUGAGUCACCAGCGCUUCAACGCACUCACCACACGCAUACAGCACAGUCUUCUGGGAAGGAAGAUCCUCGCCACCAUCGUCAUGAAGAGGGGGGAAGGGCUGGGGACCGUGGUCAGUCUGGGAACAGGAAAUCGCUGUGUUAAAGGGGAGGAGCUGAGUCUUAAAGGGGACACCGUUAAUGACUGCCACGCAGAAAUCAUCUCCAGGAGAGGGUUUAUCAGGUUUCUAUAUGCUGAGUUGCUGAAGCACUGUGAAGGAUCAGAGGACAGCAUAUUUGUGCCAGCUGAGGAGAACAAGCUCCGGAUCAAACCUGACACCACUUUCCACCUCUAUAUCAGUACUGCUCCGUGCGGAGACGGGGCGUUGUUUGAUAAGUCGUGCAGCGAGGACGCGGGGGACGGCCAGGGCCACCAGCCCCUGUUUGAGAACGCCAAGCAGGGCAAGCUGCGCACCAAGGUGGAGAAUGGUGAGGGUACCAUCCCGGUAGAGUCAUCGACCAUCGUACCCACCUGGGACGGCAUCCAGCACGGCGAGCGUCUGAGGACCAUGAGCUGUAGCGACAAGAUCCUUCGCUGGAACGUCCUGGGUCUGCAGGGAGCCCUGCUCUCCCACUUCCUCCAUCCUAUCUACCUGGCUUCAAUCACCCUGGGCUACCUGUACAGCCAUGGCCACCUGACACGUGCUGUCUGCUGCCGAUUGGCCAGAGACGGCGAAGCCUUCUCCAAGAGUCUACCUGCUCCCUACACACUCAACCACCCCGAGGUGGGCAGGGUGAGUGUGUAUGAUUCGACGCGUCACACAGGGAAGACCAAGGAGUCCAGCGUGAACUGGAGCCAGCCAGACCACAUCACUGUGGAGGUGCUGGAUGGGACCAAGGGCAAACUGGACGGGUACGCACCCCGCACCACAACUAGAACCAGACCCUCAGACCUCAUCCACCCUCAUCCAGAUAGCAGCACCAGCCCCAAACUGGACGUGUCGCGAGUCUCCAAGUCCAACAUCUUCCGUCAAUUCCGGUCGUUAUGCCAACAGUGUGGGCGCCAGGACCUGCUGGCUCUCCCGUCUUACGCCCAAGCCAAGAUGGCCGCCAUGUCCUUCCAGGUCGCCAAGCAGCAGUUCUUUGAUGCGCUCGGUAGCCAUGGUUACGGAGCCUGGAUUGGCAAGCCAUUGGAGGAGAAGAGCUUUGACGAAGCGGCGGCCUCCGAUGGCCAAGGGGCAGGAAGUGUUGCUAAUAGCAACCAGGGAUACAACAACAACAAUAGCUAUGGAAGCACAACCACUGACUAUAACAGCAGCCAGUGGGGUAGUAGUGCGUACACACAGGCCAUGUAGAAAGGAGGGAGAGGGGAGGGUUGGCUAGAAGGACAUGAGCCUGGAGGACAGGGGGGGAAGGGAGGAGAGGAAAGAGGAGCUAACAGCAAGUACUGGAUCUUCUUGAAAGAAGAUCAGACAGAUUUUGAAAGGACAGAGUUACGGAGAUGGAGGGAGGGAAGGGGAUAACAGGCCAGCCCAAGGGGUGAGAGUCAGACAGCAGCAAGAGAGACGGAGAGAGAAGCGGUGGCUACUGCUACACAAAAGCAUCAGAAUAUAGAAAGAGAGGGGAGAAUAGGGGGUUAGUAAGCAUGAUGACUGUGAUGUAGUGACAUUCAGAGCUGCAUAGCAUGCACUACUGCUCCACUGUAACAGUAGCCCCAGGACACUCUAUCCUCACAUUUACAUACAGGACAAACCCUCCCUGCCCUCACGCACACAGCCCUGUCUCUCUAGUUCAGACACCCUACACCUGACCCUGUCCUACUCGCCAGCCAGCCAUUCAAUCACGCAUGACUAGUUUAAUCUGUACUUCUCAGCCUGAGCAUGGAUAGUAGUGAUCACACUUUAUAUAUAUAAACCAGCCUUGUAACGUUUAGCUAGUCCCCGACCUAGUAACCCACCCCUUUACACUGUUGUUAAUGCUAUGGCUACGUCUACAGGUCACAGCCUGGUCCAUCCCAUAACUCUCGACUGUAACAUAGAUUUGAUGACUAACUAGCCUAGAUCAUUCUUCUGUUAUUGUUGUGUCCUAUGUGGUGUGUAUCGCUAUUGUUCUUGAGGUUUUUUGGUGUUGUCACUCGAGGGCCACGUCAGGAAGGACAACGGUGACGUUGAGAACUGCUGAGAACAAGUAAAUCAGCUACUUGUUUUCAUUUUAGGAUUCAUGUUAGGGGGGGUCAAAGUUCAGGUUAGGAUAAGUGAUUACUCGUAGUUGUGAUAAAAAAAGAAAAGAAAGGCUUUGCACUCUUGUCCUUCCUAGCGUGGCCAGAAUGUGGCCGGCGGGUUUUAUGCGGACAGGGAGAAAGACUGGUUUGUUUUUAUGUUUUAGUUCAGUCUGAUCAAAUACAUUCAAGGGUGAAGCAAUAUAUACAUCAUGUACAUACAAAUACAUAAAUACACAGAUGUAUAUGCAAUAACAAUGUUUGUGUAGGGUAUGUAUAUAUCUCUGUGUGUGUAUGUAUAUGUAUAUAUUAUGUAUAUAUUUUGUAAGUCAUGCCUAAAAUUGAUUUUCUAUUGACUAUUUUUUUGAAACGUUUUAACAAGUGGAUGACAGAAAGCAUUUUGUUUUAUGUAUGAAAAUUCUAUCAAGUUUUAAGUGAUUAUAAAGACCGGCUUUGGAAAAGCUGAAA
Oncorhynchus masou masou (cherry salmon) is the source of this 6078-nucleotide messenger RNA. RefSeq names its product double-stranded RNA-specific adenosine deaminase-like. Gene Ontology annotation, molecular function: tRNA-specific adenosine deaminase activity; double-stranded RNA adenosine deaminase activity; double-stranded RNA binding. The coding region runs from base 617 to 4747 and encodes 1376 amino acids. Lineage: Eukaryota; Metazoa; Chordata; Actinopteri; Salmoniformes; Salmonidae. The record is from RefSeq and is a predicted model, not a curated record. Gene Ontology annotation, cellular component: cytoplasm; nucleolus. Gene Ontology annotation, biological process: RNA processing; adenosine to inosine editing. The transcript has 16 exons.